Molecule: messenger RNA, 1446 nt
Organism: Frankliniella occidentalis (western flower thrips)
Lineage: Eukaryota; Metazoa; Arthropoda; Insecta; Thysanoptera; Thripidae
Gene: mEFTs
Product: elongation factor Ts, mitochondrial
Exons: 8
Coding region: 71-1078 (335 amino acids)
Biological process (GO): mitochondrial translational elongation
Cellular component (GO): mitochondrial matrix
Molecular function (GO): protein binding; translation elongation factor activity
Source: RefSeq, a predicted model, not a curated record
ACACUCGGGUCGCGCCCGCCUGGCGCCCGCACCCGUGAAUGAUCCAGGAUCCAGUGGGUGGGGGGCGUGCAUGUUCUCCCGUCUCGUCUGCUACUGCUCCAUCGCUCUUCAUUCAUUCAACUAUUCUUCGACUACCGGUUUAUCUGAGAUGUUUGUGUCAAAGCAAUUUGUUCGCUUUUUUGGUUCCACCACUUCGGUGUGGAACACAAGCAAAAGCCAUCUUGCACAGCUUCGCAAGAAAACUGGAUAUACAUUUUCUAACUGCAAAAAGGCGCUUGAUAUGCACAAUAAUGAUUUAGAAAAGGCCGAAAAGUGGCUUCAUGAGCAAGCUCAAGCUUUGGGAUGGACAAAAGCAACCAAUGUUGGAGGAAGAAAAGCAUCAGAAGGCCUUAUUGCAAUAGUGAUCAAUAAGAAUCAUGGAGCCAUGGUGGAAAUGAACUGUGAAACAGAUUUUGUCUCUCGUAAUAGUUCAUUUCAGACUCUUGCUAAUCUAAUUGCCAAAUCUUGUAUUAGUAUAGUUCCUCAAGUUUGCAAUACAACAAAGUCACUUCAUAAGGAAAUUUUGGAUGGGAAAGCAGUGGGUAGUUUGGCUGCACCUGAUGGUAAAACUCUAGCAGAUCAUGUUGCCCUUCAAAUCGGCAUUUUGGGAGAGAACAUGGUUUUAAAACGGGCAGUUUUGAUUUCAGUCAGUGAUAAAAUUCUCUUGUCAGGUCAUUCACAUCCUGCUCCCCAAGAUCCAAACAGCCCUCUCUUAGGAAAAUAUGGUGCAAUAGUUGCAUAUCACCCUAAAGACAAUGAGCCUUUAACUGAUGAAACUCAAACUAUAGGAAGACACCUUUGCCAGCAUGUUAUUGGUAUGAAUCCUAAGAUAGUAGGCGACUUGGAAAAGGACAAGCCCCAUGAAAAUGCGGAUGAUGAAAAAACUAUGAUCUAUCAGGAUUACAUCCUCGAUCCUGAAACCAAAGUUCAAGAGAUUCUUGAUGAAAACAAUAUUGCAGUUGUGGACUUUAUUCGGUUUGAAGUUGGGGAAGCAGAAACAAGUAAUGAAGAGCCAUCAUCUGUGAGAGCCCAAGCAUAAAAGCUUUUUAAAAUAUCCCGAGUUAGGAUGUGAUAAUUUCUCAAAAAUUUUCUGAAACAAUCCUCAAAGAGUUGUUCUUUAUGAAAAGAAAAUAUGAAGUACUUCAUACUGAUGUAAUGAGGAAAUGGAAAGUGUUUGAAGAAUGAAUAAUCCAAUAUUAACAAAACAGAAACCAUCUAAUAUUUAAUUUUUGUACAGUUUGUUUUUAAACCAAAGGAAUUAUCUCUAUGUACAGAUGCUGUUUCACAAUUUGUAAGCAGCAUUUUCAAUACUGGAAACUGAUUUACUCCCCCUCUGCUGUUAAGUUGUGCCAUACAAUUUAACAUUUUGUCCUGAAAAUAUAUACAGCAUUUCAGCUUUAAAAUUUA